Molecule: messenger RNA, 686 nt
Organism: Olea europaea var. sylvestris
Lineage: Eukaryota; Viridiplantae; Streptophyta; Magnoliopsida; Lamiales; Oleaceae
Product: non-specific lipid-transfer protein 1-like
Exons: 2
Coding region: 87-443 (118 amino acids)
Biological process (GO): lipid transport
Cellular component (GO): membrane
Molecular function (GO): lipid binding
Source: RefSeq, a predicted model, not a curated record
AAGAACUAAAGUGUGUGUCAAGUGUGACAGCUAGGGUUGGCAAGAAAAAAGUUGCUUUCUUUCUCACUAUAUAGGAAAUCUUUCAAAUGGCAAGCAUUGCAACGGUGAAGAUUCUGUGUUGGGUGCUGGUUGGGAUGGUGGUAGUUGCACCCAAUUCUGAGGCGGCGAUCUCAUGUGGCUCGGUGGCUAACACCCUAGCUCCAUGCCUUAACUAUGUGUUGAGUGGUGGUGCGGUGCCUGCUGCUUGCUGCAAUGGGAUUUCUUCACUCUAUAACUCACUGAAGACCACCCCCGACCGCCAAACUGUCUGCUCCUGCUUGAAAUCCGUUGCUGGUUCCGCCUCUCCUACCAACUUUAAGAACGCUGCUGGCCUCCCAAGCAAAUGUGGCCUCAACAUUCCUUACAAGAUCACCCCCUCUAUUGACUGCUCCAAGAUUCAGUAAAGCAGAUGAAGAUGGAUUUUCCUUCAGCAGCAUAUUAUAAUAGUGAAUCGUAUAAAUAAGAUCAGUUAUUGGAUCUACUGGCUGCUCUACCUGAAGGAAAAUCUGUGUUAUUUCCUGGUCAUGAUCUCAGUUUUUAUUUUUAUCUUUUUACCUAGUAGUUCGCGUUAUCCUCUCUGUUGUCUGGUCUAUGUGGUUGCUAUCUAAAUCAGUCUAAUGAACAUAUAUCUGCUAGUUUUCGCUACA